Thrips palmi is the source of this 2468-nucleotide messenger RNA. It is a transcript of the gene Gen, whose product is annotated as flap endonuclease GEN. Gene Ontology annotation, molecular function: four-way junction DNA binding; 5'-flap endonuclease activity. The record is from RefSeq and is a predicted model, not a curated record. Bases 118 to 2421 code for a protein of 767 amino acids. NCBI's taxonomy places the organism in Eukaryota, Metazoa, Arthropoda, Insecta, Thysanoptera, Thripidae. The transcript is spliced from 8 exons.
CCAGCAGCCGGCAGCCGGCAGACGACAAGCAACGCAGUGAAGCAACAGCGAGCCUGAUUUAUUCUCUAAUUUUACACUCAUUUUUGCAUGUUAGACGGUGCAUAACUCAGUAUCACAAUGGGAGUUAAAGACCUUUGGCAGGUUCUCGCACCUGUAUGUGAACGCAAGUCGCUGUGGGAACUCCAAGACAAGUCUGUGGCUGUCGACUUAAGUGCUUGGGUGUGUGACAGCCAAAAUAUUGUGGAGCACAGUUCACAACCAAACAUGCACCUCAGGAACUUGUUUUUUCGAACGUCAUGCUUGCUGCUACUUGGCGCAAAGCCUGUGUUUGUUUUAGAAGGAGAUGCUCCUGAUUUGAAACUGAAUGUCAUGUCUCAACGCAAUGCAGCACGAGGUUUAAAGAAGUCCACUAAAACUUCUGGCAAACGUUCCAGAUAUAAAGGCAUUCAGAAAAAAUGCCAAGAAAUGCUUAAGUGUAUGGGUGUGCACUGUGUUCAAAGUGCGGGAGAAGCAGAGGCUUUGUGUGCCAUUUUAAAUGAAAGAGGGGUGGUAGACGGUUGCAUAAGCCAAGAUAGUGACUGUUUUCUAUAUGGAGGACAAGUUGUUUUUCGUAAUUUCACAAUCAGUGCCACUUCUGGUGGAGGUGGUGGACCUGGCUUCAGUAUUGAUAUGUAUAGAAUGCAACAAGUGACAGAGCUCUUGGGCCUUAGCCGUACAAAGCUCAUUGGGUUAUCACUCCUAUGUGGAUGCGACUACAAUCAAGGUGUUUCCGGUGUGGGGAAAGAAACAGCAGUUAAGUUUCUAGCCACUUUAUCAGAUGCUGAAGUCUUUUCAAGAUUUUCAAGGUGGAGGACUGAUCCUAUCUAUGUACGCAGAGAAAAAGAACGAUCUAUGGGAGUAUGUGACAGAUGCUGUCACAUUGGCAAGAAAAAGGUUCAUGACAAGAGUGGGUGCGAGCUUUGUGGCACAGUCAGAAGUUGUCACAUCAGUAGUGAUCCUGAUUGUCUCAUCAAUCUAGAUCCUGAUGAUCAAAAAGUGAUUAUAAACGAAUUGAAUAUUCGAAAAAAGGCACUUCAAGAUGAAAGCUUUCCCUGUCAAGAUGUUAUAGACGAAUUUUGUAGUGUUGAAGCAAUGCCUUUACCAGAAAAAGUGUCAUUGGAAUGGUCCCAACCAAAUCUGAUUCAGUUCAUGAAACUGGCCGAGAAGCACUUGAGGUGGGAUGAGUGCUAUUCUCUGGAAAAGUUUCUGCCUUUAGUUACUCGGUGGUUGAUAUUGAAUAAAAGGAGUUCUGCAAAAUGUCCCAUCUAUCCAGAGGCUAUUUUGAAAACACGAGUAUUAAAAGGAGUUGCAAGUUAUGAAGUGAAGUGGACAGAUCAGGAAGGUCUGUUUGAGACUUUAGUGAGUGAAGAGUGUUCAGAUAUUUGUUUAACAAUUGAGCCAAGGGAACUCUUUGGUAAUGCAUUUCCAGCAUUAGUUACUGAAUUUAAUGCAAAGGAAGAUGCUAAAAAAUUGUCCAAGCAGAAAGGUAAAUCUAAGCCUCGAAAAGCUGCAAAAGUGUCACAAGCUCUACCAAAAUGUCCAAAAUGUGGGAAAGAUUUGCCAUCUAAAACCCAGAAAUGCAUGUGUCAUUUUGUGAAAGUGGCUCCAGCAGAGAAAGAAAAGACAUCUCCAAAAUCUCUGGAGGAACUUCUUGAUACUUUGACACUUAAUUCAGCUUCUUCCAAGAGAGAGAUGAAAGAGCCAGCUAAAACUGCUAUAAAAUCAAAAGUUGCGGGUAACAGUGAAAAAUUAAAGAAAUUACUCUCCCAAGUAUCAGAUGAGACUGAUACUGGUGCGAGUCCCACCUUGGACUGUGAAUCUGAACAACUCAACAAGACAUACGAGUCUCCAAAGUUCUCCUUUGAAGACCUUCUAGGUGAUGAGAAGUGGACUGUUGAUGAUUUUGUGGUAGAGGAAGAGGGAGACCUAUCAGACAUUGUUCAGUCCAUCACAGGCAGAGGGAGGAGUACUGAUGAAAUGAAGGCAAAAAUGAGCAAGUCCCCUGUGCCCACACAUGAUAUGGAACUUGAAAACUCCAAGGAAGAGAUGUGUAUGGAGCACACGACUGCAAUGCCAGUUUUGGCAUCUGGAGAUGUGGAUGUGGAUUCUUCAGAAGAAGAGGCACCCUACACCCCCUUAAUUGAUAGAAUACGGAAGCUUCAAGAAAAUAAAGUUCCGACAAAGAGACACAGCAUUGUUGCAGCUAUGAAAUUGCGUCGUUUUUCAGAGUCAUUUGAAGCAUUCUGCAUGGGUGACAAUGCCACUUCAUCUCCACGAGUCAGUAAUGAUGCUGAAUCAAGUAGUGGUGAUAUGAGUGGUCCAUCACCAAACACAUUCAGUUUAGGUAUAACCAACUUGUUGGAAACCUCUGAGCAGCAGUAAGAUUGUACCACACCACUAUACUCAAUAAAGCUGAAUUUCUGUGAACA